Knipowitschia caucasica is the source of this 609-nucleotide messenger RNA. Lineage: Eukaryota; Metazoa; Chordata; Actinopteri; Gobiiformes; Gobiidae. The record is from the annotation of a GenBank genome assembly.
AUGAGAUCAGAAACAGUGGGGCAGGAGAUGGAGUUUGAGCAGCAGAACACGACCACAACCUGCCCCAUGGCCUCUCUGUGGGUCCCGGAGGAGCAGUUGCAGUGCUCCAUCUGCCUGGAGCUCUUCUCAGACCCGGUCACGACCCCAUGUGGACACAGCUUCUGCAGACUGUGCCUCAGCCGCCACUGGGACCAGAGCCUCCAGUGUCUCUGUCCGCUCUGCAACCAGGACUGUCGCUCCAGACCCCCGCUCCACCUCAACGUGGUCCUGUCCCACAUGGUCUCCCAGUGCCGCGGGGGGGACCACAGGGAGAGGGAGGAGGGGGGAGGGAAGGGGGAGGGUCCGGGCUGGGUCCCUCCCCCUUCCUUCACACCUGGAGUGAAGGGUGUGGGUCCAGGCUGGGUCCAGGCGGGAGGGACUGGACCGAGGGGGUUUGUCUACGAGCUGCCUCCAGGUGAGCUGGCUCCGGUCGGGCAGGGUCCGGUCAAGGGUCCGGUCCCGCCGCAGGUGCAGAACCCAGGGGCCACUCUGGGGAAGCUGCUCUUCGUCGUGGCCUUCAUCACAGCCCUCGUCAUCAUCAUCCACACCUGCAUCUCUCUCACCAGAUGA